Colossoma macropomum (tambaqui) is the source of this 4381-nucleotide messenger RNA. RefSeq names its product mitogen-activated protein kinase kinase kinase 15 (gene map3k15). Lineage: Eukaryota; Metazoa; Chordata; Actinopteri; Characiformes; Serrasalmidae. The transcript is spliced from 31 exons. Gene Ontology annotation, biological process: MAPK cascade; cellular response to stress; protein phosphorylation. The record is from RefSeq and is a predicted model, not a curated record. The coding region runs from base 1 to 4098 and encodes 1365 amino acids. Gene Ontology annotation, molecular function: MAP kinase kinase kinase activity; ATP binding.
AUGGAGGUCGUAACGAACCAGCCGGCCGGGGAGAGCGGAGGUUUAGGCGGAGGAGGAGGGGACCAUGCGCCCAACAUGUCCGUGGCUGCCGCGGAGAGAGCGGAGGUGAGCAGCCCCAGCCCCCUGACCAAGCAGCGGUCUCUCCGCGCCGUCUAUGUGCUGAACGAUGGGCUGAAGGCGGUGGCGGCCAACAGCCCCGAGUCCGGAGCCCUGCAGUGCCUCCAGAGAGCCUGCGACGCUGAGAGUGCCAUCCUCACCACAGUCACUUUCGGCCGGCUGGACUUUGGAGAAACCUCCGUACUAGACACCUUCUACGAUGCAGACAUCGCAGUUGUGGACAUGAGUGAUGUGUUCAGACAGCCAUCGCUCUUCUACCAUCUGGGUGUGCGUGAGAGUUUCGACAUGGCCAACAAUGUCAUCCUUUACCAUGACACGGACCCUGACACAGCUCAGUCACUGAAGGACAUGGUGGCACAGAAAAACACAGCUGCAAGGCCGGUUACAGUAGGCUUUCCGUGGGUGCAGUUGCCUCCAGAGUACAGAGGCUCCGGUUUGAGGAAUAAAGCCUCCAGUGGGAACUAUUACUUCAUCCCCUACGUGAUGACACCCAACCAUGAGUACAUCUGCUGCGAGAACGUGGCCCAGCGGAGAGCAUCCGAGUAUAUGCAGCCCAGCUGGGAUAACUUACUCGGGCCUCUGUGUGUGCCACUGGUGGACCGCUUUGUCAGUCUGCUCAAAGACAUCCACGUCACCUCCUGUGCAUCAUUCAAAGACACUCUGUUGAAUGACAUCAGAAAAGCCAGAGAGAAGUACCAGGGGGAGGAGCUGGCCAAGGAGUUGUCUCGAAUCAAGCUCCGCAUUGACAACACUGAGGUUCUUACUCAAGAUAUUGUUAUGAAUCUGCUCUUCUCCUACAGAGACAUACAGGACUAUGAUGCCAUGGUGAAACUGGUGCAGACACUUGAGAUGUUGCCCACUUGUGACCUCGCCAAUCAGCCCAUGAUCCAGUUCCACUACGCCUUCGCUCUCAAUAGGCGAAACAGCCCGGGAGACAGAGAGCAGGCGCUACGUGUGAUGCUGCAAGUUCUUCAGUCAUGUGAGCACCCUGCUCCUGACAUGUUCUGUCUGUGCGGCCGCAUCUAUAAGGAUGUUUUCUUGGACUCCGACUGUAAGGAUACCAAAAGCAGAGACAACGCCAUUCAGUGGUACAGGAAGGGCUUUGAACUGCAGCCCACACUGUACUCCGGCAUCAACCUGGCUGUGCUGCUCAUCGUGUCUGGACAGCAGUUUGAGAGCUCCAUAGAACUCAGGAAAAUAGGUGUCAGGCUAAACAGUCUACUGGGCCGGAAGGGCAGUCUGGAGAAGAUGAAUAACUACUGGGAUGUGGGGCAGUUCUUUACGGUCAGCAUGCUGGCCAACGACAUCCCUAAAGCAGUGCAGGCUGCUGAAAAACUCUUCAAACUCAAACCUCCCAUCUGGUAUUUACGUUCAGUGGUGCAGAACCUCAAGCUCAUCCAGCACUUCAAGAAGCAGAACACUGAGCAUUCCCCUCAGAGAGAGAGACUCAAUUUCUGGAUGGACAUCAUCGUAGAAGCAACACAAGGAACCACUAAUGGCCUACGUUUCCCAGUGUUGAUUCUGGAGCCUACCAAAGUAUACCAGCCCUCUUACGUGUCCAUAAACAGUGAAGCUGAAGAGAAAAAUGUGUCUAUCUGGCAUGUGUCUCCAGCUGAAACGAAAGGCAUCCAUGAAUGGAACUUCACAGCAUCAUCCAUCAAAGGAAUCAGCAUCUCCAAAUUUGAUGAGCGAUGCUGUUUCCUGUACGUACAUGAUAAUUCUGAUGAUUUUCAAAUCUAUUUCUCCACGGAGGACCAGUGUGGCAGGUUUUGCUCCAUGGUGAAAGAGGUGAUCACAGAUGGGUCAGGAAACGCUGUGGAGCUGGAGGGAGAGGGAGAUGGGGACACUCUGGAGUAUGAGUAUGACUACAAUGAGAACGGCGAUAGGGUGGUCCUGGGCAGAGGUACAUACGGGGUGGUAUACGCCGGGAGAGACCUCAGUAACCAAGUACGCAUUGCCAUUAAAGAGAUCCCUGAGAGGGACAGCAGGUACUCUCAGCCUCUGCAUGAGGAGAUAGCACUCCACAAAUACCUGAAACACCGAAACAUCGUCCAGUACCUGGGCUCUGUGUCUGAGGACGGCUACAUCAAGAUCUUUAUGGAGCAAGUUCCUGGUGGUAGUCUGUCAGCGUUGCUCCGUUCUAAGUGGGGUCCUCUUAAAGAGGCCACAAUCAUCUUUUAUACUCGUCAGAUUUUGGAAGGGCUACGCUACCUACAUGAAAAUCAGAUUGUCCAUCGGGAUAUUAAGGGAGACAAUGUCUUGGUUAACACUUACAGUGGUGUUCUGAAGAUUUCUGACUUCGGCACAUCUAAGAGGCUGGCUGGAGUCAACCCCUGCACUGAGACAUUCACAGGCACACUGCAGUACAUGGCCCCUGAGAUCAUUGAUAAAGGGCCCCGGGGAUAUGGGGCUCCAGCUGACAUUUGGUCCCUUGGCUGCACCAUCAUAGAAAUGGCAACAGGAAAACCCCCUUUCCAUGAACUGGGGGAGCCCCAGGCUGCCAUGUUUAAGGUUGGGAUGUUUAAAAUCCAUCCUGAAAUCCCAGAGUCUCUGUCCAUUGAGGCCAAGUCCUUCAUCCUGCGCUGCUUUGAGCCAGAUCCCAAUAAAAGAGCCACAGCUGGCGACCUUCUCAAGGAUCUGUUUGUGCGCCACAACAUCAAAGGAAAGAAGAACAAGAUUGCAUUAAAACCUUCAGUGUGGCAAGACUAUAUCCGCAGCGUGUCGCUGCCAGUCCAGUUGCAGUCCGAGGCCACAGGGAGCAGCAGCAGCGAGCACGGCUCUGUGUCGCCAGACUGCGACUCUAAACACGAUGUUUUCUUCGAGAAGAAGAAACGCUCAGGCUCAGAGAACCUCAUCAAGCCCAACACCUCCAGCUUCCUCAGUGUUCCUGAUGAGAGCCCCACAUCAGAGGACCGCAGCUCUCCUGCCUCAUCUGAGAACAGCGACUCCGGCCUUUUCCUGCUGAAGAAAGACAGUGAGAGACGGGCCAUCCUCUACAAAGUCCUCAAUGAAGACCAGGACAAGGUCACCUCCAACCUUUUGGAGAACCACAUCCAGGGCACAGAAGAGUUGAAGCUGUCGGUAGAUCACAUCAAGCAGAUCAUCUGCAUCUUGCGAGACUUCAUCCGUUCCCCCGAGCGCCGCGUCAUGGCGUCCACCAUCUCUAAGCUCAAACUGGAUCUUGACUUUGACAGCACCUCCAUCAACCAGAUCCAGUUGGUUCUGUUUGGCUUCCAGGACUCUGUAAAUAAGGUGUUGCGUAAUCACCACAUUAAACCUCACUGGAUGUUUGCCAUGGACAACAUCAUCAGACGGGCAGUACAGGCUGCGGUCACAAUAUUAAUUCCAGAGCUGCAGACUCAUUUUGGCCCGGCAUCUGAGAGCGAGGGGGCAGAGAAGGAUGCAGAUGAGGUGGACGUGGAGGAGGACGGCGAGUUUGGGGCUGCGGAGCCCGUUGCUCCUGAGGAUACAGGGCUCACUUCAGGGGUCAGUACCCUCAGCUCAGUCAUCUCCCACGAUUCCCAGCGCACACAGCACCCACUUGGAGUCCAGCUCACCCGCCUCAAACAGGAGACAAGCAGACUGCUAGAGGAACUGGUGCAGAAGGAGAAAGAGUACCAGCAGAUACUGAGGCAGACUAUUCAACAGAGGGUGCACGACCUGGAGCUCUUCAGACUACGAAACCAGACUGCCACAGUAGAAACACCUUCUCCCUCCAUAUUCCGCAUCCCAUCAGAGCCGGAACCAGACAAAGAGCUGACAGACUGGCUGAAGGAGCAGGGUGCAGAUUCAGUGACCAUAGACAAGUUCGUAAUGGAGGAAUAUACACUGGAUGACGUUCUGAAUGAUGUCACUAAGGAGGACCUGCGACACAUGAGGCUGCGCGGCGGGGUGCUGUGCCGUAUAUGGAGAGCCAUCCAGAGGCAUCGCAGCAGAGAGGAGAGGAGAAUAAGGAGCAAUGAGCUGAACUCCGAGGGAUGAGCAGAGCCUCAGAAUUCUCCUUCUAAUGGACACUGAAUCUACGUGAUGUUUGUGCACCAAUCAGAGCAACACUUGUCCUUUUUUUUUAAAUCUCUCAGAGCAAUUAACAGACUCACUCGACUGGUUCGUGCGUAAAAAUGGUCGGUUCUGUCUUUUUAUUUUUAUUAUUUGCCUCGACACCUCGAAUUUGCAUGGAGAGCUUCCUUGUUUCUCUCUCUGAACUUUCCAUUGACUUGCAAGCUUUAUAGACCUUUCAAGCUUUCACACAUCAGUUCCACUCUGA